AUGGCCAACGUGGUGCCUGUCUGCCUGCUCUUGGCCCUGAUGCUCCUGGCCCCAGCCCUGUCAGCACAGCAGGAACGAGGGCUCAUCUUCAACUUGGAGAUUGGGGAGCUGUGCCUGCAGAGUGCCCAGUGCAAGAGCGGCUGCUGCCACCGGGACAGUGGCCUCAGCAUGGCUCGAUGUGCACCGAAGGCAGCCGAGUUCCAUGAAUGCACCCCAAAGACCAUCUAUGGGGUCUAUUACAAGUGUCCCUGCGAGAGUGGCUUGACCUGUGAUGCUGAUAAGACCAUCGUGGGCUCCAUUACCAACACCAACUUCGGCGUCUGCAAGGACCCCCGGGGCUUCUACAGGUGGUGAAGAAAGAGACC
This is a messenger RNA of Manacus vitellinus (golden-collared manakin), 365 nucleotides long. RefSeq names its product colipase (gene CLPS). Gene Ontology annotation, molecular function: enzyme activator activity; lipase binding. The record is from RefSeq and is a predicted model, not a curated record. Lineage: Eukaryota; Metazoa; Chordata; Aves; Passeriformes; Pipridae. Gene Ontology annotation, biological process: digestion; lipid catabolic process; positive regulation of catalytic activity. The coding region runs from base 1 to 354 and encodes 117 amino acids. Gene Ontology annotation, cellular component: extracellular region. The transcript is spliced from 3 exons.